GUUCUGACACCAUCGGCCAGGACCCUGGUCAAGGAGUGGAAUCAGAAGUACGAGCGCCUCUCGUCGAUGGUUGUCCCCCGCUCGUCCCAGCUUAUCGCACAGGACGACGAGUAUGCGCUCUUCGCUGUGGUCAUCUUCAAGAAAGUCUUUGAUGAGUUCAUACAGAAAUGCAGGGAGAACAAGUACAUUGUGCGCGACUUUACGUUCUCUGAGGACCUGCUCGAGAAGCAACGCGAGGAGCUCGAAGUAGCAGACACAGCGGAGAAGGAGCUUUGGACAGAGCUCCUGCAGCUUUCGCGAACGAACUUCUCGGAGGCAUUUCAAAUAUUAGUGCAUCUAAAAGUGUUGCGCCUAUACGUGGAGAGCGUGCUACGAUACGGGCUACCCGCGUCGUAUAUCGGGUUCUUCGUCAAGCCCGAGCCAAAAGCGACGAAGCGCACGCUCGCGACGCUCCAGCAGACGUUUGCCUACCUCGCGCGGAGGUCGAACCCGAGCACGGCCACGGGCAAGGGAAAGCCAAAGGUCUCGUCGGGCGUGGGAGGGGAGGACUUUGCGGGUGAAUACCAGGCUGUGCUGGAGCAGGAGUACUUUGACUUCGUGCUGUUUGAGGUACCGUGGAUCGUACUAUAG
This is a messenger RNA of Laetiporus sulphureus 93-53, 630 nucleotides long. RefSeq lists its product as uncharacterized. The record is from RefSeq and is a predicted model, not a curated record. Gene Ontology annotation, cellular component: vacuolar proton-transporting V-type ATPase, V1 domain. The annotation marks the transcript as partial. Lineage: Eukaryota; Fungi; Basidiomycota; Agaricomycetes; Polyporales; Laetiporaceae. The transcript has 4 exons. Gene Ontology annotation, molecular function: proton-transporting ATPase activity, rotational mechanism. Gene Ontology annotation, biological process: proton transmembrane transport.